This is a messenger RNA of Penaeus chinensis, 4054 nucleotides long. RefSeq names its product GMP synthase [glutamine-hydrolyzing]-like (gene bur). Bases 388 to 2556 code for a protein of 722 amino acids. The record is from RefSeq and is a predicted model, not a curated record. Gene Ontology annotation, biological process: GMP biosynthetic process. Lineage: Eukaryota; Metazoa; Arthropoda; Malacostraca; Decapoda; Penaeidae. Gene Ontology annotation, cellular component: cytosol. The transcript has 16 exons. Gene Ontology annotation, molecular function: ATP binding; GMP synthase activity; GMP synthase (glutamine-hydrolyzing) activity.
GUAAGAGGUGAAAAUAAGGGACAUGAGCUGAGAAUCGCCGGCGAAACAAACGUGGCCGGAAUGGUACCAGACCACCUGUGCCUGAGUGUGUUUAUGUGGAGACUGUGGUGUUUAUUGAGACUGCAAAAUCCCACUUUUUCUGAAAGAAUGAUGAAAUGAACCAGUUGCUGAAUAUACAAUAUAUAUAGAGAUGUGGGAAUCAAGAUAAACAAAGAAAAACUUAAGAUACAAAAGCAAAAAACAACAACAAAAAACAAGUGAGACAAAAGUGUACAUAGAAUGACAACAGACAGAUUAAGAAGGCAAAAAAUAUAAUAAUUAUAACAAAGAUAAAAAAAUAAAAAAAGCUGUGAGUGAGGAGAGUGAGAGUGCUGCCUCUUGUAUCCUAUGGUGCGUCCCGUGGUUAUGGGAAAAAGAAGAAUUCCAAAGAGCUUCAAAACUUUCUGUUGCCGGCUGGCGUGGUGUGGGUGCAGGCAGGACAGUGGGAGUAGCAUCAGUGGCAGCCACAACAGCAACGAAGAGACCACCGCCAUGAAUGGGUCUGUCGGCGAGCGCGUCGCCAUCCUGGAUGCUGGGGCACAGUAUGGGAAGGUCAUCGACAGACGUGUCCGAGAGCUCAAUGUGGAGUCAGACAUUCUACCUCUCGACACCCCUGCCUACACUUUAAAAGAAAAAGGAUAUAGGGCUAUAAUAAUCUCUGGUGGUCCAAGCUCAGUAUAUGCCGAGGACGCUCCACGGUAUGACUCUGAUAUCUUCAAAAUAAAUGUACCUGUUUUAGGAAUCUGUUAUGGCAUGCAGCUCUUAAACAAAGAGUUUGGCGGUACGGUGCUAAGAAAAGCUGCAAGGGAAGAUGGCCAGUAUACCAUAGAAGUUGAUAAUUAUUGCCAUAUAUUCAAAUAUAUGGGGGUUAAACAGAAUGUGCUACUAACCCAUGGUGACAGUAUAGACAAGGUGGCUGAUGGUUUUAAGGUUGUAGCUACAUCUGGAAAUCUUAUUGCGGCAAUUGCAAAUGACAAACUUCGCCUUUAUGGCGUUCAGUUCCAUCCGGAGGUGGAUCUAACUGAACAAGGUGUAACCAUGAUGAGGAAUUUCCUCUAUGAAAUUGGUGGACUCUCAGGGACUUAUACACUCCAAAGCAGAGAACUUCAGUGUAUCAACUAUAUUAAGGAGAUUGUAGGAACCAACAAAGUAUUGAUGCUGGUCAGUGGAGGUGUUGACUCUACUGUAUGUGCAGCUCUUCUUCACAAAGCACUUGCAGAAGAACAAGUGAUUGCAGUUCACAUUGACAAUGGGUUCAUGAGGAAGAAUGAAUCGUUGCAAGUGGAACAAUCACUGCGGAAGCUUGGCCUUAAACUCAGGGUGAUCAAUGCGAGGCACCAGUUCUAUGACGGUACCACGAGUAUACCUGUGGAUAGUAGUGAUCCAAUGGGUAGAAAGCGUGUCACAAAUUUACUUUGUAUGACCUUAAGCCCAGAGGAAAAGCGAAAAAUCAUCGGGGAUACUUUUAUUAAGGUAGCCAAUGAAGUGAUUGCAGAAAUGAACCUGAGGGCAGAUGAGGUGAUGCUAGGCCAAGGCACACUUCGGCCUGACCUCAUUGAAUCAGCCUCUUCCCUGGUCUCGGGUAGUGCCCAGAAUAUCAAAACCCACCACAACGAUACUGACCUUGUGCGGGUCCUCAGGUCAGAGGGCAGAGUGGUCGAGCCAUUGAAAGACUUCCACAAAGAUGAGGUUCGACACAUUGGUAGAGAUUUAGGCCUCUUGGACGAGUUUGUUCAGCGGCACCCUUUCCCAGGUCCUGGCUUGGCUAUCAGAGUCAUAUGUGCAGAAGAGCCCUUUAUGGAACGAGAUUUUUCUGAAACCCAAGUUGUCUUAAAAGUCUUAGUGGACUUUGCAGCAAGUGUUCAAAAGAAACAUGCCUUGCUGAACCGUAUAGAAAACUGCACCUCAGAAGAUGAACGUCAAGAACUCCAUAGAAUCUCUAGGAGUCAGACUUUAUAUGCCACAUUAUUGCCUAUCAAAUCAGUUGGAGUCCAGGGAGACUGCAGGACAUACAGCUAUGUAUGUACUCUUUCCUGCGACUCCGAUCCAGUGUGGGAAGAUAUCUUAAUUUUAGCUCGUCUUAUACCCAAGAUUUGCCAUAAUAUCAACAGGGUGUGCUUUGCUUUUGGUGGUGCAAUCAAGGAUCUUGUACAGGACAUCACCCCAACCACGCUAACUCCUGGAGUGUUGGCUACUCUCCGACAGGCUGACUUCUUGGCCAACCAGGUGUUGGCAGAAUCUGGGUUUACUGAAAAGCUUGCUCAGAUGCCAGUAGUGUUGAUUCCAAUACACUUUGACCGCGAUCCAGUAACACGCCUCCCAUCCUGCCAGCGCUCUCUUGUUCUCAGACCUUUCAUCACUCAUGACUUCAUGACUGGCAUUCCUGCGUUACCUGGGAAACACAUCUCACCUGAACUGGUAAACAAAAUGGUGGCAGAGAUGCUUGGAGUCCCAGGGAUCAGUCGAGUGUUGUAUGACUUCACCUCCAAGCCACCAGGAACAACUGAGUGGGAGUGACCGUGCCAGCACCAUCUCCAUCAGCUGACCAUGACAGGCGGCUGAGGGACAGGAAGUGCUAGAUCUCAUGUCUCCUUUCCUUUGAGAUUCAGUGGUUGCCUUGGACAAUUAAAGAGUGUGCAUAGUAGUGUAUGGUCGUAAGGUCAAAAUAAACUUAGAACUCAGGUCAAAGGUGUGCAUGAACACAAGUGAUCUCCUCCAUUUUAUGACUAAAGUGAAGUGUCAGUGGGAAGAGAACAGAAAGAGAGAGAGCAAGAGAGAGAGUGAGCGCGAGAGAGACAAGAAAAAAUCAUAGUUGUGAUUGUAAAGACAAUAAAUGGCACCUCAUAAAUCUCAUUGCAUAGACAAAAUUUUACAGUGAGAUUCAAUUUACAUUUUCACCAAAAUAUAAAGAGACUGAACUUUUGAGUGUACAUUAUCACCAAAAAAGGAAACCCUGAUAAUGCUUUGCCACAGAAAAAUCCAAAUACCUGUUUAGGCAUACCAUUUAUAUAUCUGCCUACAGUAUGGUAACAGCUACCGGCCAGUCGUUGCACACAGUUUUAAAUGUUCCUUUUUGUUUUUUAUGGAGAGCUUUGAAUUAAUUUAUUUCUACAACUCUUCUUUUUACUUUUUCUUUUCACCCAGCUAUUUUUUUAUAUAUUUCGCCCUAUUGUUAUUUUUGCAAAAGUGGCGCUUCAAAAGUGUGUGUCGACCCCGAGGCUUUGACCGGAGCUCAGGGUUCGCUCGUGUGUGCAUGUGUCCAGUGGUGAUGUGCACGGCGCUGGAUGACUCUGGUAGCUCAACAUGGCUGUGAUGACUAGACCGGUCGCCAUGAUGCGGGUGGGUGCUGGGGAGAAGCUCCUGUCCAGCCUCUCAAAGAUGUGGGAUGGGGAUGGGGAUAAGGGGGUGGGCUGGGGUAGGGGGAUAAGAAAAACAGGGGUGGGCAAGGGGAUAUCAGGGGGGAUUCAAGAUUACUGAAAGAAAAUAAAGAAUAAAGCAAAAGUAAAUGAUGACAAUGAUGAUGAAGAUGAAAAAUAUGAAAGGAUGUGAUGGUACAGUUUCUCAUUCAUUCCAGUGCUGUGUACAUGCAUUGAGCUUUUGAGCAUGGAAGAUAAAUACGCAGUAAUGAUCACAUAGAGCGGGCCUGUAAACUUGAACUUCACAGCAUGAUUCCUUAAAAGAGAAUGGUUGCAACCUUGUGGAUGAGAAACAGAACCAUUAAGCUGAUAUUUGAGUUUAUUUCCAGUGAUUUUAAUGUAUGUAGUUAUAUUAGACAUUAUAUUGGUAAUGUACAGUCUUUUGAAAUUUGCUCUCAGAGAUCCACUUAAGAGGCUAAAGAACUUUCGAAAGUGUUUUGCACAACUAUUGUGUUCAUUUAGAUGGAAGGAGCUAGAAACAUUCGGUGAAAAAAAAUUUGGCAGUUUGAUUGUAUUAUAAUUGUUAGUUUUUUAUCACUUGCUUUAUGGAUCUAUAAUACCUACAAAAUUAUAUUGAGAAAUAAAUAUGACUUUAAAUC